Messenger RNA from Arachis duranensis, 1276 nucleotides. RefSeq names its product protein IQ-DOMAIN 23. NCBI's taxonomy places the organism in Eukaryota, Viridiplantae, Streptophyta, Magnoliopsida, Fabales, Fabaceae. The record is from RefSeq and is a predicted model, not a curated record. Gene Ontology annotation, molecular function: protein binding.
UUCUAUAAGUGUCUUUAUCUCUCUUACUUUCUCUCACUCAUUUCUUCUUCUUCUUCUUCUUCUUGGAUUACUUCAUUUGAACCCAAAAUCAAAUAAACCACAUAAUCCUUUCUCCAUCAUGACUUGACACCGUAUCAUGGGCUUCUUCCGCCGACUUUUUGGCGCCAAAAAGAAACCCACCACACAAACCCCUGCCUCCAAACCGCCCAAGAGAAGAUGGAGCUUCGCCAAACACCUCCGCAACCACAACCCCCCUCCUCCGCCCCACGCCGCCGCCGAGGUUGUUCGCCUCACCAGUGCCGGAGCUCCCCCAACUACUCCCACCACUACCAGCAGGCGGAACGUUUCCUCCGCCGCCGUUAAGAUACAAUCGGCGUUUCGUGGUUACUUGGCAAGGAGGGCAUUGAGAGCGCUAAAAGCAUUGGUGAAGUUGCAAGCAUUGGUUAGGGGCCACAUCGUGAGAAAGCAAACCGCAGAUAUGCUAAGGCGCAUGCAAACAUUGGUGCGACUCCAGGCCCAGGCACGUGCCACUCGCGUGUUCUCACAUACUAAUACCACUAUGCACUCUUUCAAGCCUUCACUUUCCCAUUAUUACCCUGUCCCUGAAGAAUAUAGUACUAAAUUUGAUGGAUCUUCUAUUUUGAAGAGAUGUAGUUCCAAUGCGAACUUCAGGAACAGCGAGUGGGAGAGAGGGGCACGGUUUGGUUCGAGUUGGUUAGAGCGAUGGAUGAAAGAAAGAGAAAACAGAGACGACGAUGAGGAGAAGAUGAGUGACAAGAUUCUGGAAGUAGACACAUGGAAACCGCCACUAAGGUCAAUGAAAGGAAAAGAAGAAGUAUGUUCAAGAACCGCCGAUAACAGCCCGCAAACAUUAUUGUCUUCGUCAUCAUCUAGGAGGCAGGGUGGACCCUUUACGCCCACAAGGAGCGAGUGCUCCUUCCAUGGCUAUGCAGGGCACCCCAACUACAUGUCCAACACGCACUCUUCUAGAGCUAAGGUUAGAUCGCAGAGUGCACCAAGACAGAGACUUGAUUAUGAUAGAUACGGAUACGCUUGUUCCAAUAAUACUCUUCUUCACUAUCAUUCACAUUUGAGGAGUAAAGUGUCAAGUAGUCGUUUCAAUAGAAUUGGGGUUACCAAUUUAAGGUGACAUUGCUUGCAUGCAUGUCUUUUGAAUAUAUCCUUAUGCACACUAAAUAAUAAUAUUCAUUAUCAGUGCUUUUGUAACUUCUCAUCAAGCUAUAUAUAGUAACGGACUAAGUUGUCUUGUCUAGAA